UGCGCGUGCGCCGUGUGCGGCGGCGGCGGAGCGCGCGGUGGGUGGCGGCUCCGGUGGCGGGGCUGCGGCCCCGGUGUUUGCCCCGGCCUCAGACAGUAUUCUCAUGAACAGUCAGUGACAUCAGAGCAAUUGGCAGAGUUGCGGAAAAAAAAUGACCUUUUCAUGAACUUCUACAAAGAAUGCAAAUGAGCCUAGUGUGACCUUCAAUGCUUUUGUCCAUGAGAACUCCUAGAGAAGAUGGCUGAUGUAAGCCUGAAGGAAGCAGCACUAAUAGUUGGUGUGGUGGCAGCUUGCUACUGGAACAGUCUCUUUUGUGGGUUUGUUUUUGAUGACGUUUCCGCGAUUUUGGACAAUAAAGAUUUGCAUCCUUCUACUCCGUUAAAAAAUCUGUUUCAGAAUGACUUUUGGGGCACUCCAAUGUCUGAGGAGCGGAGUCAUAAAUCUUAUCGUCCCCUCACAGUUCUAACAUUUCGCUUAAACUACUUGUUCAGCGAGUUAAAUGCAGUUUCUUACCACUUUCUAAAUCUGGUCUUUCAUGUGGUGGUUUGCAUAGUCUUCCUCAAGGUCUGUAAGCUCUUCCUGGACAACAGGAGCAGCAUAGUUGCAUCCUUGCUCUUCGCAGUGCACCCAAUACAUACUGAAGCGGUGACUGGAGUUGUGGGCAGAGCAGAGCUUUUAUCAUCUAUUUUUUUCCUAGCUGCUUUUUUGUCAUACACAAAGUCUAAAGGGCCAGAUAAUACCAUAGUGUGGACUCCAAUUGCAGUGACUGUGUUUCUAGUAGCUGUUGCAACACUAUGUAAAGAACAAGGAAUAACAGUGGUGGGGAUAUGCUGUGUGUAUGAAGUAUUUAUUGCUCAAGGGUACACCUUGCCAGCAUUGUUGGACACAGCUGUACAGAUUCUUCGAGGGAAGGGCAGUAUUCCUUUCUCUAUGCUCCAAACACUGUUGAAGCUCAUAGUCCUAAUGUUCAGUACGUUGCUGCUUGUAGUUGUCAGAGUCCAGAUUAUCCAGUCUCAGCUUCCAGUAUUUACAAGGUUUGAUAACCCAGCUGCUGUUAGUCCAUCCCCAGCAAGACAGCUGACUUUCAACUACCUCCUUCCUGUAAAUGCUUGGCUUCUUCUCAAUCCCUCAGAAUUAUGCUGUGACUGGACAAUGGGAACUAUUCCUCUUGUGGAGUCUUUGUUAGAUGUUAGAAAUGUUGCCACCCUUACCUUCUUUUGCUUUCUGGGAUCUUUGAUGGUCUUCAGUCUCCGAUACCCUGGGGAUUCCUCCAAGACAGUAUUGAUGGCACUCUGCUUAAUAGUGUUACCAUUCAUUCCUGCGUCAAACCUGUUUUUUCCUGUUGGAUUCGUAGUAGCAGAACGAGUGUUGUAUGUUCCUAGCAUGGGAUUCUGCAUUUUAGUAGCACAUGGAUGGAAGAAAUUAUCAACUAAAAGCGUGCUAAGAAAAAUUUCUUGGGUUUGUUUGGCUGCGGUGCUAUUCACUCAUGCCUUAAAAACACUGCACAGAAACUGGGAUUGGGAGUCGGAGUACACUUUGUUUAUGUCUGCUUUAAAGGUAAAUAAGAACAAUGCAAAACUAUGGAACAAUGUGGGGCAUGCAUUAGAAAAUGAAAAAAAUUUUGAAAGAGCCCUGCAGUUUUUCAUACAGGCCACACAAGUGCAACCAGAUGAUAUUGGUGCCCACAUGAAUGUAGGAAGAACUUACAAGAACCUAAACAAAACUAAAGAAGCUGAAGAAUCAUAUAUGAUUGCUAAAUCAUUGAUGCCACAGAUUAUUCCAGGGAAAAAGUAUGCAGCAAGAGUUGCUCCUAACCAUCUAAAUGUUUAUAUCAAUCUCGCAAACUUAAUUCGAGCAAACGAAUCUCGCCUUGAAGAAGCGGAUCAGUUAUAUCGACAAGCAAUUAGUAUGAGGCCAGAUUUCAAGCAGGCUUACAUCAGCAGGGGAGAAUUACUUCUAAAAAUGAACAAACCUCUGAAAGCUAAGGAAGCUUACCUUAGAGCUCUAGAACUAGACAGAACCAAUGCAGACCUGUGGUACAACUUGGCAAUUGUUUACAUUGAACUGAAAGAUCCAGCAGAAGCCCUGAAAAAUUUCAACCGAGCACUAGAACUCAACCCAACACAUAAACUGGCGUUAUUCAACUCAGCACUGCUAAUGCAGGAAUCUGGUGAUGCUCGACUUAGACCUGAAGCUAAACAAAGACUACUACAUUAUGUGAAAGAAGAACCACAGGAUUCAAAUGGGUACUUCAAUUUGGGUAUGCUAGCAAUGGAUGACAAAAAAGACAUGGAAGCAGAGGCAUGGAUGAAGAAGGCCAUAAGGUUACAGCCAAACUUCCGAAGUGCUUUGUUCAAUUUGGCCCUGCUUUAUUCUCAGACAGGAAAAGAAUUGAUGGCUUUGCCCGUCUUGGAAGACCUACUGAGAUACUACCCUGAUCAUACCAAAGGUCUAAUUUUGAAAGGAGAUAUCCUUAUGAACCAAAAGAAGGAUAUUGUUGGAGCAAAAAUGUGUUUUGAAAAAAUUUUGGAACUGGAUCCCAACAAUGUACAAGGAAAACAUAAUCUUUGUGUGGUUUAUUUUGAAGAAAGAGAUUUAAUAAAGGCAGAAAAAUGUCUGGUUGAAACACUAGCACUGGCACCUCAUGAAGAGUAUAUUCAGCGUCAUCUAAACAUAGUUAGAAGUAAAAUUGCAUCACUCAGUGCUAUGGAACAGUCAUCACUUCCAUCAGAUGGGAAUGCAGCUACAGAAGCAAAAAAAAGUUCAUUUCAGAAUUUGAAAGAAGCAAAAAGUGAGAAGACAACCACCCAAUCAACAGCUGAUAACAAGAGCGAGCGCUCAAAAAAUAAGAAACCAACAGAGAAAAGCAGUGUGGACAAAGACACUCCCAAAAAAUCUACAAAAGAAAUCAAAGACAUUGAGAAAAAAAGAGUUGCUGCAUUGAAAAGACUAGAAGAAAUUGAACGUAUAUUAAAUGGUGAAUAGUCUUUACCAUGUCACAAAAGAAUAAGGGGAGAAUACUAUUUUUAGUUAUUGUUUAAUUUGUGAGCCAACUGGAAAGUGUUCUCAGUGCUUUGAAAAUAGAAAUAAUGUUGACUGCAUAUCACUUAUCAAGCAGCAAAAGGCAUUACAAUGCUGUAUGUGAGAAAACCACAACUUUUAAAUAUGAUGGAGGGAUGGGUGGGAACUGAAGGAUAAAAGGUUGAGAAAAAUCUUCCGUGCAGAAUCCUAAAUAGUGAGAAACUAGCACUCAUAAAAAUCGUUGGUAGUCAGGGAUAUUAAUGCUACUUUCAAAGACUCAGUGGAAAAACUGAAUGGUGAAUUACUGGGAUAAGCCAGACACUGUUUCUUUCCCCCAGCAAAUCUGUAUUGUCAUUAUCUACAUUUCAGUUUACACAUCGGCUGAAAUUUUUCUAGACCUCUGCUAUACAAGAAAAACAGUUUGUAUUUGCAUUAUUUGUUUCCAGAACUUAACAAAGUCAUCAAAAUGCCACUGGAUGUAGUAUAGGGGGAUGCAACUACACACUAAAAUUUUCAGUUGCAUUCUAAAUAUGGAAUGAUACUAACUUUUAGAUGUUCUUUACUUACAAUGCUAAUGGUUUGUACUCUUUUACCUGGUAAGAAAUCUUCCGGUGCUCUUAAGAUCUUUAGACUCUGCUUUUUAUUUUUAAGGAAAUGUGUGGGGUUUCUUCAACUGUCAAUCAUCUGGUUGUUCUUAAAAAUUGUAUUAAAAAGGGUGGUUUUGUCACUUCCUCCCCAGUUCAUUGAAUGCUGAGAAAUGCACUUUGGUACAGUAACCAGUAUGCUAUGCAGUAGUCUUUGUUGACUUUAUGUCAACGGCUGUGGAUUGACUCAGUGGUGUAGUGAAUUCUUCCUUGUUUAUAGCAAUCUGGUUUUACUAUUUCUGUCAUUGAAACAGUAUUUCUAUUCUCAUUACUUUUUACAACACUAAUAUAAGCAAUGUUUGCUCAAGGCAGUGCGAUAAUAAUUAAGCCACUGAAUUUAGUCGUGUUUAACACAAGGCAAUGUAGGUAGUAUCCUUUCAAAUACUAAGUUCUGUUGUUUUGAUACUUUGUCUUGGGUGUGUGGUUUUUAUUAAAUAUUUAUUUUGACUACUAAAAUAUUCCCAUUUACACUUUUUCACUAAUGCAUCAUUUUAAUUUCUUACAGGAAAUGAAAAUCUUUGCAAUUUCAAUAUUGCUUUUAUCCUUGUGCAAUGCAUAUAUUUUUGUUUAAAUAUGCUACCAAUUACCUAAACCUGAUUUUUUCCUUAAUUCUGAGAAAGAAAAGAAGUGUAAGAGUGGGUUCAGUCAUAAUUUUCACUGAUCAUUAAAUCUCUUACUCUUCAUGUUUUGUCUUAUUUCAUUAUGUGGAAGUAUUCCUUAACAGCUCUGCCAUUCAAACUUAGUCCUUUCUGUACCUGCUCAACUUGCUGUCUUAGGCAGUAAUCCAGCUGUAAGAUGUAAUAAUUAUCUCUGUGGGAGAGAUCUUAAAUAGGUAAUGGGCUUCCUUGCACAGACCUUUUCUUUAUUAUGUUUCAUUCUGAAUAUUAGCACAACAAUUGCUUACAUGGUAAUAACUUGGUGGGGAGGGGAAGUGUGUUUUAGAAAGCAUGAUUUACAAGCAGCUGACAGAACAAGUAUGUGGUGUGCGGCUAUUCUUCAUAGAAAAAAUACUUAAGUGCUACUUGCAGAGAAGUGCUCACAGGAAUCUGUUGACCGCACCUUGAAAAUCACUUGUCUGUCAAUAACUCAGAUACUUGUACCUAAAAUAGCUGGUAUGUUGUCUUUUAUAGAAACUUUAACUUGCAUAUUAAGUCUUCCUCCAAACCUUUGCUUUACAAAAGGAUUAACCAUUGUUCUGGGCAAGAUGAAGGAACAUUCAUUUGAAAGUGGCAGGAGCUAAGUAGUAUGAAAAGGUACUUUCUGAUAGAGAAGGUCAGGAUUCUCCUCUCUUCUAUAUGAAGAGCUCUUUAAUUGCCAUUGCACACCAUUUUUAUUUGGUCUGUAAAUUGAAGAGGCAAGUAAAGGCGCAGUCUCGAUCUCUGCAUCUGAGCCUCUGUCAUGUCUUAUCUUGACCGUCCAAGCAGCUCUUCACGGACUACCAAGAGCUGUUAGAUUUAUUGAUGCUAAGAAGUGCCAUCUGGUUUAACUAAAAUCAUCAGACAAAUGUAAACUGAAGGUUGCUGGAUGUCUUUCAGUCUGUUCUAUUCCCCUUUUGUCUCUCUUAAAGAAAAUUUAGUAAAAAACAAGUAUUUUGACUAACAAGUUCUAUUUAUCCUGUUAGGAUGUGUCAGCCAUUUUAAAAUUAACCUUUAACAAGAAAAAUGGUUUAGUAAAUGGAAGUGACAUAACAUGUGAAAAAUUAUCAAAAUAGCAUUUGCGUAUAGGAAAACUAUCAAAAAGAGAAUAAUUUUGGUUUUGUCUGCUUGCAGGUAGAACAAAAUAAUUGACAGGUAUUUUCCCACUUCCAGUUCAACUUAUCUUUUCUCUUCUUCCUGCCAUCGUCAUGUGCAAAACACAUUAAUAUCCCCUUUCAGAAUUCCCUAAUUUCACUAACAUGCAAGAACUAGGAAUUUCUGAGAGUGGGACAGGCAUACUAAAAUAAUUUUUAGCCCUCUAAUCAUACAGUGCAAUUGCUGUGAUUGCUGAAAAAAUGUGAACAGAUGUGUUAUAUCAUCUUUGCAUCCAUACACAAAAUUUUUUCCAGCUUACACAUACAGCUGCAGAGUAAGCAUUUUAAGUAUGACAUGUAUUUGUGCAUGUGAUUUCAGUACAGUCUCAUGCAUUUGUCAGAUUGUUCUUCAGAUCUUUUGCAGGGGAGUAUAUGCAUAGAGAGACUCAUAAACAUACAGAUUAAUUGGAUAUGCAUGCAUAUAGUUGGAACACUUGGAUACCUAGAGGUAGUGCAGUUGCAGAGGGACAACAUGUGCAAUUGUAGACUAAACUUAGAAUAUACAAUCUUUUUGUCUGUUUUGCACAGAAACCUAGGAUUUAAUUGCAAGUAUUCUUUAUUUUCAAAGUAUUCUUUGCAUUACAACCAGUUAAAAACAUGAUCAGUCAUAUCUCAUUUCUUUUUUUGUCUGUUGUUUCUUACCAGCUGGCAGUGAAGUAAUCUAGUAUUGUGAAGGUUAGGAAAAUUUUCCUACAAGUAGGCAUGUAUGUAGAAAAUGUUGGAAAUUGGAGUGGAAAGGAUUAAGUGGGACAGAAAUCCCUUUCAGGGUGCAGUGCAGUUUGUACCUUGAUUAGUCAACACUGAAAGUCAAGCUAGAGUGAACAUACAGGAAGAUUGCUGUGAAGGGAGGGCCUGGGAAUAGGCAACCUCAUGUUUACUGGCACCUCAGAGCAAAGCACUGUCCUGUGAGAAAUACCAAUAUUCUGGGAGAGGAGUAAGCACUCAAUAAGCAACAACUCCUGAAACAUUAUGGCACUGUGCGUGUAGGUUGUCCAGCACAUCUCAGCAGCUUUCUCUUUCUCACAGCUGUUGGGCAAUCCAAGCCCAGGGGGCAUUGAGGGCAGCUCUUCAAGCAGCUACCACUUUGUUGUCAGAGGAGGCUUUUGCACAACCCAGCUGUGCCUUGUAGUUCACAUACCUUUUUCAGGGUCAUGGACCUUUGGGCUGAAAAUGCAGGCAUCUGUCCCUGAAGUUUCUGAUGGAAACUCUAUGAAGAUCAAAGCAGUUCCAGGAAGUUUUUCAGCCAUCCCAGUCUCUUGCAAACUUUGCAUUGCACAGAAGCUCCAGGAAGGGUCCCAGUUUUGAGUGUACAUGUCUGAGCUUUUCCUUGCAAAUUCUAUAAAUCACUUCUGCCUGACACAAUGUCUGGAACUGCAGCAGAACCUGCUGCUCCAGGAAAGUCCUGCCAUGUAACCAAAACUAUGCUUCAACUUUGAGCCUAAGAAUCCUGCUUUGCUUAGAAACCUUGAGAAUGGAAAGGCUGUAAGAUACCUUCCAUCCAUCCUUUGCCUCACUUUCUCUGUGCAGUGUUUCAACUACAGCAAGAACCUGUCCUCCAGACCUCCAACAUAGCUUAUGAGAACAUAACACAUUCCUUCUUGAAAUCAACAUAGCUUAGGAUGUUACAUACAUUACACUGCUACUUUUUGUUUUAAAUAAUCUUAGAUUAUGACAUUAUCUUAGAAUAUGACAUUAUUUUUAUAGCACUGAGUGAAUGGUAGUGUAGUUAAUAUUCUUAGAAAAACUUAAAAAACUGCUUUCUACAGUCUAUUGCCUGUCUACAAACUAGUGGUUCUGCAUGUGGGAUGUGUGGCCCUUUCAAACAGCCAGAAGAAAUCACAUACGCAUAUCAACGAACAAAAGGCAACAAUGACAAAACCAAACCAAAACAGGAAAAG
Messenger RNA from Corvus hawaiiensis (hawaiian crow), 7352 nucleotides. RefSeq names its product transmembrane O-mannosyltransferase targeting cadherins 3 (gene TMTC3). Gene Ontology annotation, cellular component: endoplasmic reticulum. NCBI's taxonomy places the organism in Eukaryota, Metazoa, Chordata, Aves, Passeriformes, Corvidae. Bases 238 to 2985 code for a protein of 915 amino acids. The record is from RefSeq and is a predicted model, not a curated record. Gene Ontology annotation, biological process: protein O-linked glycosylation via mannose. The transcript has 15 exons. Gene Ontology annotation, molecular function: mannosyltransferase activity; protein binding.